CUUGUCAUUCAGACAUCCCAGGAAUUCAACACGGCUAGGAGCAAGCCAGCUCGGCACAACAAGGACAUUUUAAGUUAAAAUUGCGUCCUUGUCUCCGAGAACGGUGGAGGAACUCUCGCUUGUUGUCAAAAUAGGAAAAAGAAAGGCGGGAAGUGUGAGCUACAGAGUGCGAUUGAUGUUGCACACUUGUGUCAGCAUCAUGCAGAUGUAAAGUGAGACUCCAGAGAUUCCCUGCCAUCCUCCCCUGUGCUGCAGGCCUGGACUGAGUGUCAUCCUCUUCAUCCCCAUCAUCGUCAUCAUACAUGCUCUUACAUGAAGAGGGGGGAGAAACCCGAAGGAUACAGACAGAUGAGACCCAAAACGUUUCCCGCCAGCAACUGCAGUGGCAACAGCCAACACAUGCUGCAGGAAAUCAGAAACAGCCUGCGGAACCUGUCCAAGCCCUCUGACCCACCUAAAAUGGACAUUGGCGGAGCUGGGAAAAUGCUCCCAGAGGACCCGAGGCAACAGGGGCGCUCCAGCAACCCCAAACACCACUACCAGAAGGCUUUACAGGAGAUCCGCAAGUCCCUGAUGCCUUUCGCCAAUGAGCCCGGCACUUCAGGCUCUUCAGCAGAGGGGAACAAACACAUGCAGCUGGAGCAGCAGUGCGCUGGGUUCGAGGAGCAGCAUAUCAGUCGCAGUAUGGGGGCAACUAUAGACUACAUGGGGAAGGUGACCUACCAGGACUCAAUGAGGGAACAGAUGGUUUCCAACCCCAACAAUACAGGCCUGAAAGCCCCAGGUUCUUCUCACAUGCAGCAGGCUGUGCUGCGGCGGCCGAGCUGGAAGGGCUCCAAGGAGUCUUUGGCCCCUCGACACGGCCCCAUCAUGGUGGACGGAAUUAUGUACCGCUCCGACAGCCCCGGCCCGCCUCCCGCCUUCCCACAGGGUCACCCGGGCAACGGCCAGAGAGUCAACCCUCCCCUGCCGCCUCAGGUGCGCAGCGUCACACCCCCACCGAACCGGGGUCCCAUGCCUCCCGCUCCAUCCUGGGACAACAACCCGUCAACCAAACGCUACUCCGGCAACAUGGAAUUUCUCGUGCCUCGCAUCUCUCCGGUACCUCAGGGGGCCUGGCCCGAUGCGUACCCAGCUCCCGCCCCUCAGAAUCAGCGAGGCAUCAGCCCCGUGCCUGUGGGCCACCAGCCUAUCAUCAUGCAGAGCUCCGGGGGGAAUAAGUUUAGCUUUCCACCCAGCUGGUCUCAGAAUAGCUCUACUCAGCAAGAUUACAUGGCGGGUGGAAACAGGCAGCCUCCUCCCCCCUACCCGGUCAACCAGAGCAGCCGGCACAGUCCCACUGACCAGCAGAUGCAGACAGGAGGACCGGCAUCCUCUCCCUCUUACGUCAACGGCGGGAACAUCCCUCAGUCUAUGAUGGUCCCCAACCGAAACAGCCACAACCUCGACAUGUACAACAUAGUUCCUCAGUCCUGGUCCCCCAACCAGCCCCCGUCUUCCUCCGGCAACAGCAGCAACCAGGACCUGUCCCCGUCGUGGCAGCACAACAUGCCGGUGCGCUCCAACUCCUUCAACAACCACCAGCUGAACGGCAGACAGGCGCACCAGGCCAGCUCUCAGCCCUCUGCCACCACCGUCACCGCCAUCACACAGGCUCCCAUCCUGCAGCCGGUCAAAAGCAUGCGCGUCCAGAAACCCGAGCUGCACACCGCCGUCGCCCCCACACACCCCCCAUGGAUGCAGCAAGCUCCGCCGCCUCAAGCCGCGCCCGCCUACCCUGAACCUCCAGCCCCCGUCCCUCAGAUUCCGGUAGUAGCAGAAGUACCCAGCUACCAGGGGCCUCCUCCUCCCUACCCGAAGCGUCUACGUCAACAGCAAGCAGCACCCUCACCGCCUGCGUACGACCCGGGGGUUAACAGGAGGGAGGAGCCAGCUGAAGAGGAGGCUGGCGGCGGCGGAGACAACCAGAAUCCAGAAAGCACAGCGGCCACAGAGAAGGAGAACAAACAGAUCACGACAUCGCCCGUUCCCGUGAGGCGCAACAAGAAAGACGAGGAGCGAAGGGGAGAGACCGGCAGGAUCGGUCUGUACUCCCCCCAGGCUUUCAAGUUCUUCAUGGAGCAGCACGUAGAGAACAUCCUGAAGAACCACCAGCAGAGGAUCAGACGGAGGAAACAGCUGGAGAGCGAGAUGCAGAGGGUGGGUUUGUCUUCAGAAGCUCAGGAGCAGAUGCGAAUGAUGCUUUGCCAGAAAGAGUCCAACUACAUCCGGCUAAAGCGAGCCAAGAUGGAUAAAUGCAUGUUCAAACGAAUCAAGACCCUCGGCAUCGGAGCCUUCGGCGAGGUGUGCCUGGCCAGAAAAGAGGACACAGGAGCGCUCUACGCCAUGAAGACGCUCCGUAAGAAGGACGUGCUGCUGAGGAAUCAGGUGGCCCACGUCAAAGCCGAGAGGGACAUCCUGGCAGAGGCCGACAACGAGUGGGUGGUGCGUCUCUACUACUCCUUCCAAGACAGAGACAACCUGUACUUCGUGAUGGAGUACAUCCCCGGAGGAGACAUGAUGAGCCUCCUCAUCCGGCUCGGCAUCUUCAAAGAAGAUCUGGCGCAGUUCUACAUCGCCGAGCUUACCUGCGCCGUGGAGAGCGUCCACAAGAUGGGCUUCAUUCACCGAGACAUCAAGCCAGACAACAUCCUCAUAGACCGAGACGGACACAUUAAGCUGACCGACUUCGGCCUGUGCACCGGCUUCCGCUGGACGCAUGACUCCAAGUAUUACCAGAGUGGGGACCAUGUGAGGCAGGACAGCAUGGACUUCAGUAAGGAAUGGGAGGAUCCAACCAACUGCCGCUGCACAGACCGUCUGAAGCCUCUGGAGAGAAGGAAGGCCAGGCAGCACCAGCGCUGUCUGGCCCACUCACUGGUGGGGACGCCUAACUACAUCGCACCAGAAGUGCUGCUGCGUACAGGAUACACCCAGCUUUGUGAUUGGUGGAGUGUUGGUGUCAUCUUAUAUGAGAUGGUUGUAGGACAGCCUCCCUUCUUGGCGACCACGCCCCUGGAGACACAACUGAAGGUGAUAAACUGGAAGAGCACACUGCACAUUCCCCCGCCGGCCAAGCUCAGCCCCGAGGCGUCCGACCUCAUCGUCAAACUGUGCCGCGGCCCCGAAGACCGCCUGGGCAAGAACGGCACGGACGAGAUCAAAGCUCACCCUUUCUUCAAACACAUCGACUUCUCCAGCGACCAGAGGCAGCAGGCGGCGCCCUACGUCCCCACCAUCGCCCACUCCACGGACACCUCCAACUUCGACCCCGUGGACCCGGAUAAGCUGUGGAGCAGCGACAGCGACGGCGAGGACAACCUCAACGACACGCUCAAUGGCUGGUUCCGCAACGGCAAGCACCCCGAGCACGCCUUCUACGAGUUCACCUUCCGACGCUUCUUCGAUGACAACGGACACCCGUACAGCUGCCCCAAACCCAUCGAGUACGAGGGCCUCAACGAGGACGAGGCGGACCCCGAGGGCCCGGCGCAGGAGGCGGCUGGCGGUCAGGCGGCACAGGGCCGAGACUUGGUGUACGUGUAGCGGCCGAGGCUCACGCUUGUACAUUAGGAGCUUGUGGAGGGUGUUUGUGUGUGUGAAGGGGGGGUUCAGCAUUUAAAACAUCAACAUAGGAAACAAAGUAUGUUAGUAGGAGCAGUCAGAGUGCUCUGCAGCACUGCAGAUCCAACUGCGUCAAGCCUGAGCUGCUCUGAUAUUUACCAUAGCAGCUUCAAAUACACUAAUGGGUUAGGGUUAAUUAAUUAUCUAAUAGUUACAGCUCUAAUUUAUUAGACUUUAAGUGAAAACUGUAAAGAAACAGAAGCAAACCUCUCCUCUCUUUAAUUCUUUUUAAGAGCCAAAUUCAUUCUAUAAUUAGUCUCAUUGACAUAUUUCUCUGUUUCUGCUGUCAGUCAGUGGAACGAAUAAAAAAAAAAAAAUCAAAGUGAUUUAAUCUCAGUUCAUAUGCUGAUCAUCGUCUGUUUAAUUACAACAACUGUGCUGCUGAUCCAGAGCUGAAAGCUUUAGUUGAUUUAUAGACUACAGAACAAUCAUUGACACUAUUUUGAUGAUUAAGUAACGGUUAUAGUCUAUUUUUCGUUUCUUUUCUUUUUUUAAAGCAAAACAUUGCUGCUUAAUGUGAGGAUUUAAUGCUGCUUCAUUAUGUUAUUAAACCUUUGAGAUUAUAACUGUUAGUAGGAUAAGAUAAACGUUUUUUAAUUUAAUCCACAAUCAAGAUAAUCUUAUGCUGCAGCCCAGGUGUGAUUGGCUAUAUUAACAUCUAAAAUGAAAUAAAAAAAGUGAAAGCCACAAAGCAUCUAAAUCAGCUCUAAACAUGUAUUCAGUGAGCUUAUAAAACAUGAAACAUCAGUAAACAGCUCUUAACUACAAGAAGAUCAGACACUCUGCUUCUCACAUGUUUAAGACAUCGAGAGCACGACACAGCUGGAUCUGCUGUACGAUGUGCGCUGCCUGAACAUCGGACAGUCACAGAAAGCUCUUUGCAGAAACCCCCUUAAAGCCUUAAUUUAUUGAAGAAACUGUAAGUGGUGAUGCUAGCGUAUAGAUGCUGUUUGAGUGUGGGAAUUCUCAUUUAUCGGAAAACAAAUCGUCUUAAUUUAUAUUUUAAUGUCUGUUGCGAUGGGGAUUUUUUUAGUGACGUGACUCCUAGAAAUUUGCAGGGAUAAAUUGCUCUAAUUAUUCAUUGCUGUGCCUUUUGUUUUGUUUUUUUGUUAUCUUUCACCAAAUAUACAGAGGGUAAAUAAUCAGACUGGCAUUUUAAAAUGAGAGUAGAGGUAGCUGAUUGAACUACGGUAGCUUUUUGUUGUUUUAUUUUUCUAAUUUAUACCUAAAAAUGUAUUUAUAAAUUAAGUUGUAUAGAGUUGAUGUAAAUAUUGUUCUCUUCCCUGUCGCAGUUUUUUUUCUUUUCUUUUUUUUUUUAGGGCAGGCCCUCUUCAGUGUCCUCUGCUGCCUUCUGUUAAUAUGUUGUGUACUUUCUGUCUGUCAAACAUCUAAAAAUAACCACAACACUAACUCACAGGACUCUAAUAGACCAACUUUAUGCUCGUCUCUCAACCAAAGCACUAAAUAGAACAUUUACUUAGAAGAUAAUGUUCACAAGACCAUGAAACUAGCUUUUCUUGGCUUAUACACUAUCAAUGAGAAACACCUUGCUUUUAGGCUACUAACCACUUCAUUCUAAAGUGCUCUACAUUGUGUGCACGGACCUUCCUUCACACUUACUUUCUUAUUUCCCGUCUUUUAAGAACACUACGGCCGACUGUUUUGGGGGUUUUAUUGCGUACUGAAAGUAAAAAACUGGAUUAAUGGACUUCUAUGUGAUACAUUUUUGUAACCCGCUGUACUUUGUGUGUGUGUGUGCCUGUGUGUGCGCGUGCUCUCUGAAUGUAGACUUAAUGGACUUAAUGGUGACCACUGGCGUCCUGCACUGGUUUUGCGUUGUCAGGUUAAGUGAGAGAAUUUUAUUUUUGUGUACGUUGUUGCUCUGGGAGGUUUGGUACAGGGAAGAGUGAUAAAUAAAGAAUGUAAAGAAGAAAACAUGUUUCACAUGCACAACAACCGUGUCCUGUUGUCAGUAUCAUCAGAGAGAAACAGACAAGUGGUUUCAAGUGGUCUUGUUCAUGUCACUAAAUAGGUAACAAUAAGAGCUGUAGUGAUGAUCCAUUA
This is a messenger RNA of Scomber scombrus (Atlantic mackerel), 5727 nucleotides long. RefSeq names its product large tumor suppressor kinase 1 (gene lats1). Gene Ontology annotation, biological process: peptidyl-serine phosphorylation; G1/S transition of mitotic cell cycle; positive regulation of apoptotic process. The record is from RefSeq and is a predicted model, not a curated record. Gene Ontology annotation, molecular function: protein serine/threonine kinase activity; ATP binding. The transcript has 8 exons. Bases 313 to 3585 code for a protein of 1090 amino acids. NCBI's taxonomy places the organism in Eukaryota, Metazoa, Chordata, Actinopteri, Scombriformes, Scombridae.